Patiria miniata (bat star) is the source of this 2428-nucleotide messenger RNA. Its product is annotated as acid phosphatase type 7-like. Bases 139 to 1419 code for a protein of 426 amino acids. Lineage: Eukaryota; Metazoa; Echinodermata; Asteroidea; Valvatida; Asterinidae. The record is from RefSeq and is a predicted model, not a curated record. Gene Ontology annotation, molecular function: metal ion binding; acid phosphatase activity. The transcript is spliced from 12 exons.
AAAUAAACGGAAAACAUUGACGCGCGCAGUAGUUUAGAGCAUGAGGAAGUCUUCCUCCAUGUUUGUUUGAGUGACGUUGAGGAGGCUAUAAUUUAGCCUAGUUGUUUUCGACAAAUUGAAUUCAAAACAGAGUCAACAAUGACGGAAAUCACCGGACUACGGGUUUUGGUUGUUUGUGUUUGUCUUGCUGCGAGAAUAAAUGGUCAGGUGAAGCCACAACCGGAACAAGUUCAUCUUUCUGCCACAGGCAAUGUGACGGAAAUGAUUGUCACAUGGAGUACUUUUGAAGACACUCCGUCAAUGGUCCAGUUUGGGACGACAAAACCUGAUCAGAACGCCACAGGAUCCAGCACUAAGUUUGUCGACGGUGGGGUUUUGAAACGUGCACAGCUCAUCCAUCGAGUCAAACUGACGGGUCUGACACCGGGUACAAAGUAUGUUUAUCGUUGUGGGAGCGACGAAGGCUGGAGUCCGCUAUUUUUCUUCAGUGCGCUCAAGGACGGGACUGACUGGACCCCUCGCCUCGCCCUGUACGGUGACAUGGGCAACGUGAAUGCUCAGUCAUUGGGUCGCUUGCAAGUAGCCGCGCAGGGAGGAGAAUACGAUGCCAUCUUACACGUUGGAGAUUUUGCCUAUGACCUUGACAGCGACAACGGUACGGUUGGGGAUGAGUUUAUGCGCCAAAUUGAGUCUGUUGCAGCCUAUGUGCCAUAUAUGACGGUAGUUGGAAACCAUGAAUAUGCAUAUAAUUUUUCCCACUACAAGAAUCGGUUCACAAUGCCAUCCUAUGACAGCAACCAGAAUCUGUGGUAUAGCUGGAAUAUUGGACCUGUUCAUUUCGUGAUAUUUUCGACGGAGGUGUAUUUCUUCACAGAGGAUUCAAAGCAGACAAAAGUCAACCAGUUGAAGUGGCUUGAAGAAGAUCUCAAGGAAGCAAAUGAUCUGAAGAAUAGGACAGAACGUCCAUGGAUCAUAACCCUUGGACAUCGGCCUAUGUAUUGCUCGGACAUCGCUGGGGACUGUACCAAACGGGUUAGCAUUGUGCGAGCAGCUUUGGAGGAUUUAUUCUAUAAGUAUGGUGUUGAUAUGGAGAUCUGGGCCCACGAGCACAACUAUGAGAGACUAUGGCCAGUCUAUCGAGAAAAGGUUUACAAUGGCAGUAAAGAUGCACCAUACACAAAUCCAAAGGCACCUGUGCACAUCAUCACUGGUUCGGCGGGAUGCCGAGACCGUCAUGGUAUCUUCUUUUUGCCCAAGCCAUGGGAUGCUUUCCGCGCCAUUGACUACGGAUUCACAUUGAUGCAGGUGAUCAACAAGACUCACCUAGCUUGGCAGCAAAUCUCUGAUGAUAAGCACGGGGAAGUGAUCGACAAAGUGAUGCUUAUCAAAGACAAACAUGGACCAGAAGCCUGGCUGUAAUCUUGGCAGAGGACGAUCACGAAUGAGCAGCUGUAUUUAAGGAAAAGGGAAACAUAUUUCUGUUGCGGUUUGUUUUGCUGCUCGCAUCAGUUUAUUUAUUGUGUUAUUGGAAGAGGGAAAUAUGUAACCAAGAACCAUGCAUACUUAGCAUGCAUAGUUAGUUAUCAGAAGUCCUUAUUUAUUCCUUGUCAUUAAGUGUUGUUUCUCACCUUUUUUUUUUUUUUUUAAUUGUAUGAAAAAGGAAAUAUUGUUCAGUGUGUGAAACAGCUAUACUUAAAAGUUCCAUUGUUACAAGUUACAUUAAAAUGUGAUAUAUGAGGUGUUUUGGCAAAAUGAGACAGAACUGGGCAGAGGUUGAAAUGAGGGUUUGCAGAUAGAUGUAUUAUAUACAAGAACGAAAUGCUCCUUACAAGACUGGUUGUUGCAACCUCAAUCAGAUAUUCCUCUUCAGUGACAAGUUAUGGCUGUUUAAAGUUCUCAUUUAUCGACAUCUCAAGAAAGUAAAAUCCUGAGAAAAGGACCUUAAAAGUUUCGAGUUUUGUAGUUUUGGAUGCGAAAGAUGCCAACUGUUUUUUCCUUAAAAACACUUUUAUUCCACGAUUAUUAUACUAUUUAAAAUAUUUGUAAUAGACAUACCAAAGAUUACAAAAUAAUAUCAAUAAAUCUGAAAAUCUAAAAACAAAUCAACCCAUGCGUUUUGUUUUGUUUUUUGCAAUUUGUUUUGGCCUGUGCCUAGUUCCAUUUCAUUUUGCCAGAACAGCUCACAUAUGCCAAAGUUGGUAAGCGUAAUGACAAAGUUUAAUUUAAUAUAGCUACUUGAAUGUGCAAAUAUAUAUUUUUUGCAAUAGUUAUGAUACCAACGUUUCUGCUUACUGAGGAUUAUGAUGUUUUGGGGUUUUUUAAUCACAAAAAUAUGUCUUCGUAAAAUUUACAAAGCGCACAGAAAUUGGCAAUGUUUUACAUAAGUGUUUUAUUUUUGUUCAAUUAAUUAUACAAGAUUUUGUUUUUG